Messenger RNA from Pistacia vera, 1034 nucleotides. RefSeq names its product 26S proteasome regulatory subunit 6B homolog. Bases 9 to 992 code for a protein of 327 amino acids. Gene Ontology annotation, biological process: proteasome-mediated ubiquitin-dependent protein catabolic process. Gene Ontology annotation, cellular component: proteasome regulatory particle, base subcomplex. The transcript has 4 exons. Gene Ontology annotation, molecular function: ATP binding; proteasome-activating activity; ATP hydrolysis activity. NCBI's taxonomy places the organism in Eukaryota, Viridiplantae, Streptophyta, Magnoliopsida, Sapindales, Anacardiaceae. The record is from RefSeq and is a predicted model, not a curated record.
CAGCUGCGAUGGUUCUCGACCCCAAACCAACCUCCGACCCUCCGCCGUCACUCCCCUCUACAAGAUCCGACCUCCACGGCAGCUCCAACGACCAGCAAUUCUCUGACGAAGAUGACCUCUACAGUCGCCUCAAAUCCCUCCAACGCCAGCUCGAGUUCAUCGACAUCCAAGAAGAGUACGUCAAAGACGAACAGAAGAAUCUGAAACGUGAACUCCUCCGCGCCCAAGAGGAGGUCAAGCGGAUCCAAUCUGUGCCGUUGGUUAUUGGACAGUUCAUGGAGAUGGUUGAUCAGAACAACGGCAUCGUCGGCUCCACCACCGGGUCCAAUUACUAUGUUAGAAUCCUUAGCACGAUUAAUCGGGAACUCUUGAAACCCUCGGCUUCUGUGGCCUUGCACCGACAUUCUAAUGCUCUGGUUGAUGUUCUCCCGCCCGAAGCUGAUUCCAGUAUUUCGCUUCUUAGCCAGUCGGAGAAGCCCGAUGUCACGUAUAAUGAUAUUGGAGGAUGUGACAUUCAAAAACAGGAAAUUCGUGAGGCUGUGGAGUUACCACUCACUCACCAUGAAUUGUACAAGCAAAUUGGGAUAGACCCUCCUCGUGGAGUUUUGCUUUAUGGUCCUCCAGGAACUGGAAAAACCAUGCUUGCCAAGGCAGUUGCUAAUCAUACAACUGCAGCUUUCAUUAGAGUUGUUGGCUCUGAAUUUGUUCAGAAGUAUUUGGGUGAGGGUCCACGAAUGGUUCGUGAUGUUUUCCGUCUUGCCAAAGAGAAUGCCCCUGCAAUUAUCUUUAUAGAUGAGGUAGAUGCUAUUGCCACUGCUAGGUUUGAUGCCCAAACUGGUGCUGAUAGAGAGGUUCAGCGUAUCCUCAUGGAGUUACUGAAUCAGAUGGAUGGGUUCGACCAGACAGUUAACGUUAAGGUUAUUAUGGCCACCAAUCGUGCUGACACUUUGGACCCUGCACUAUACGUCCUGGGAGGCUUGAUAGAAAAUUGAGUUCCCUUUGCCUGAUAGACGACAAAAAGGCUCGUUUUUCAG